Eutrema salsugineum is the source of this 891-nucleotide messenger RNA. RefSeq names its product trafficking protein particle complex subunit 6B. Gene Ontology annotation, biological process: regulation of GTPase activity; endoplasmic reticulum to Golgi vesicle-mediated transport. NCBI's taxonomy places the organism in Eukaryota, Viridiplantae, Streptophyta, Magnoliopsida, Brassicales, Brassicaceae. Gene Ontology annotation, cellular component: cis-Golgi network; trans-Golgi network; TRAPP complex. The record is from RefSeq and is a predicted model, not a curated record. The transcript has 4 exons. The coding region runs from base 130 to 651 and encodes 173 amino acids.
ACAGAUCGGAAAUAACAGAAAGUAUCAAGGACGCACAUGUGAUAUAUUCUCACAAGUUAGUAGUAGAUCGGAGAGUAUCGUGCACAAGGCCAAACGGUCGUGUGUCGUCGAGAGAGACGAAGAAAGAGGAUGGUGAGAGAAGUGGCGGAGAGCUGUGUAGACACUAUGUUGAUGGAGAUGGUGGCGAUGUACAGCGGCCGAUUCUACGCUAACAAGCCGGAACUCGCCGCUCGGAGGAUCGAGGCCAUUGGUUAUCAGGUCGGCCACCAGCUCUCCGAGAGAUACACUAUGGAAAGACCAAGGUUCAGCGACCAUCUAGAGGCAAUCAAGUUUAUCUGCAAAGACUUCUGGUCUGAGGUCUUCAAGAAGCAGAUAGAUAAUCUGAAGACAAAUCACCGGGGUACUUUUGUAUUGCAAGACAACAAAUUCCGAUGGCUAUCUCGUGUCUCAAUUGACCCUUCAUCUGAGAAGGAAACAGAAGAUCCGUCUACUCCAGGGGAAAGCAAAGCAGCACAAGCGGUGAGCAUGUACCUGUAUUUCCCUUGUGGAAUCAUAAGAGGUGUCCUCUCCAACUUGGGGAUACCUUGUGCUGUCUCUGCAGACAUAUCGAGCCUUCCCACUUGCUCUUUCGUGAUUCGGGUCAAGGCUUGAUUCUGCAUUAGCCCGAGUCCUCAACUUCAGAUUCAGUCCCGGCUCUAACCUCUAAUCUGGCUGAUAGGAUGGAUCUUCGGGUUUCGCUGAUGAGAUCUUUGGCUCUCUUUGGUUCUACAUUUGAUUUAAUUUUUUUUUCUCGUUUCGUUUCUUAAUAUUGAACAUAUUGUAUGCUUCUUAUACAUUUGUAAGAUAAUUUAUAGUGUUUGCAGUUUGACAGUAAAAAUGAGUUAAAAAUAA